GACAGUAUAUAUAGAGCUUUAUUUCAAUCUCACCUCAUAACAUUUUACAAUCUAUUUUAAUUCAUCAUCACUACAUCUUCAUCUCGUGUUUCUUAUACCAAAUUCUGAACAUGGCUCUUGCAUUGGAAAUUAAGAAAGAAUUUACCCAACUAUCAGAAAGGGUAAAAUCUGUGGAUUUACAUCCAACUCAACCAUGGAUUCUUGCAAGUUUGUAUUCAGGAACUGUUUGCAUCUUGAACUACCAAUCACAGACCAUGGAGAAGUCUGUUAAGGUCACUGAAUCCCCAGUAAGGUCAGCAAAAUUCAUUGCAAGAAAGAACUGGAUUGUCACUGGAUCAGACGACAAGUUCAUUCGCGUAUAUGAUCAAGAUACAAUGGAAAUGAUCAAAGAAUUUGAGGCGCACACAGAUUACAUUAGGUGUGUGACUGUCCACCCUUCUCUUCCCUGCAUACUGUCAUCUUCUGAUGAUAUGCUGAUAAAGAUGUGGGACUGGGAGAAGGGCUGGGACUGCACUCAGACCUUUGAAGGACAUUCUCAUUAUGUGAUGCAAUCAGCUUUUAAUCCAAAAGACAGUAAUGUUUUUGCUAGUGCAUCACUUGAUGAAACUGUAAAGAUUUGGAAUCUGAAUUCCCCUGCUCCAAUUUCUACAUUGGAUGGGCAUGCAAAAGGGGUAAAUUGUGUUGAUUACUUCAUCAACAAUGAAAAGCUUUAUCUGCUAAGCGGUUCUGAUGACUUUACUGUCAAGGUUUGGGACUAUGAAUCAAAAACUUGCAUGCAGACAUUAGAAAGCCACACCAACAAUGUCUGUGCAGUCUGUGUCCAUCCAGAGUUUCCCAUCAUCAUUACUUGUUCUGAAGAUGGGACUAUCUGUGUAUGGGAUGCAAACACUUGCAGACUUGAGAACACAUUGAAUUAUGGCCUUGAAAGAGUCUGGACUGUUGGAUGCAUGAAAGGCUCACACCAGGUGGCAUUUGGUUGUGAUAAUGGAACCAUUGUGGUCAGAGUCAGUGGCUCAAACUGAGAAGCAAGACUCCCAAGAAAUAAUUUCAUUUACUAUUAGUAUUGCUUCUGCUGUUUGUAUAAUAAUGGCUAUUGGCCUGUAAAUUUGUUUUUUGUAGACGUUGGUGCCCACUCUUGGGCAGCCUUAUCUUUAUCAUUUACAAAAGGCGUUGUGUUCUUCAUAUAUGUUUGAUUGGUUGUUGACAUUACAUUGUUUUAAAAAUGGAUUUUGCUCAUCUGAA
Messenger RNA from Manihot esculenta (cassava), 1242 nucleotides. Its product is annotated as coatomer subunit beta'-1. Gene Ontology annotation, biological process: endoplasmic reticulum to Golgi vesicle-mediated transport; intra-Golgi vesicle-mediated transport; intracellular protein transport. Gene Ontology annotation, molecular function: protein binding. The record is from RefSeq and is a predicted model, not a curated record. Gene Ontology annotation, cellular component: COPI vesicle coat. NCBI's taxonomy places the organism in Eukaryota, Viridiplantae, Streptophyta, Magnoliopsida, Malpighiales, Euphorbiaceae. The transcript has 10 exons. Bases 111 to 1022 code for a protein of 303 amino acids.